This is a messenger RNA of Rhinolophus ferrumequinum (greater horseshoe bat), 3576 nucleotides long. It is a transcript of the gene REL, whose product is annotated as REL proto-oncogene, NF-kB subunit. Gene Ontology annotation, molecular function: RNA polymerase II cis-regulatory region sequence-specific DNA binding; DNA-binding transcription factor activity, RNA polymerase II-specific. The transcript is spliced from 10 exons. Gene Ontology annotation, biological process: non-canonical NF-kappaB signal transduction; cellular response to stress; innate immune response. The record is from RefSeq and is a predicted model, not a curated record. Lineage: Eukaryota; Metazoa; Chordata; Mammalia; Chiroptera; Rhinolophidae. Bases 324 to 2108 code for a protein of 594 amino acids. Gene Ontology annotation, cellular component: cytoplasm.
GUCAGCUGCGGGAAAUCCCCCUCCCGCUAAGGCGCGGGUCUCUCUGGCCCUGAGGUGCUGGGCUCUCGCUGCGCUCCGCCCCCCUACCCUUGGCUCCAGCACCCUGGACGGGCGAGGCCGGGGACAGCAGGGGCGCGAGAAUUAAGGGGGUGGGAAGGUGUGAGCCGCAAACCAAAGCAGGGCGGAAAGGAGGAGGAGGCCCCGACGGUGGUCAGUGGGACAGGGGGUCCCGCCGGCAGAGGACUGACUGGCGGGCUGACUGACAGCGGCGGCCUCCGGUCCAGAGGCUCGGAGUGGAGCGGAGCGGCGCGGUGAACGGAGUCAUGGCUUCGGGUGGGUAUAACCCCUACAUAGAGAUAAUUGAGCAACCCAGGCAGAGGGGAAUGCGUUUUAGAUACAAAUGUGAAGGGCGCUCCGCAGGCAGCAUUCCCGGAGAGCACAGCACAGACAACAACCGCACGUACCCAUCUAUCCAGAUUAUGAACUAUUAUGGAAAAGGAAAAGUGAGAAUUACAUUAGUAACAAAGAACGACCCAUAUAAACCUCAUCCUCAUGAUUUGGUAGGAAAAGACUGCAGAGACGGCUUCUAUGAAGCAGAAUUUGGACAAGAACGCAGGCCUUUAUUUUUUCAAAACUUGGGUAUUCGCUGUGUAAAGAAAAAAGAAGUAAAAGAAGCUAUUAUUUCAAGAAUAAGGGCAGGAAUCAAUCCUUUCAAAGUCCCUGAAGCACAACUGCUUGAUACUGAAGAUUGCGACCUUAAUGUGGUAAGAUUAUGUUUCCAAGUUUUCCUCCAUGAUGAACAUGGUAAUUUGACAACUACUCUACCUCCUGUGGUUUCUAACCCGAUUUAUGACAACCGUGCUCCUAAUACUGCAGAGUUAAGGAUUUGUCGUGUAAACAAGAACUGUGGAAGUGUUAGAGGAGGAGAUGAAAUAUUUCUACUCUGUGACAAAGUUCAGAAAGAUGACAUAGAAGUUCGGUUUGUGUUGAAUGAUUGGGAAGCAAAAGGUAUCUUUUCACAAGCUGAUGUACACCGUCAAGUAGCCAUUGUUUUCAAGACUCCACCAUAUUGCAAAGCUAUAACGGAACCAGUAACAGUAAAAAUGCAGUUGCGGAGACCUUCUGACCAGGAAGUUAGUGAAUCUAUGGAUUUUAGAUACCUGCCAGAUGAAAAAGAUACUUAUGGCAAUAAAGCAAAGAAACAAAAAACAACUCUACUUUUCCAGAAACUGUGGCAGGAUUGUGCAGUUAAUUUUCCUGAAAGACCUAGACCCCUAGGAUCAACUGGAGAAGGAAGAUAUAUCAAAAAAGAGUCAAACUUGUUUUCUCAUGGUGCAGUUUUGACAGAAAUGCCCAGGCCUUCAGGAGUUUCAACUCAAGCAGAAUCCUACUAUUCCUCAUCUGUGUCCAUCUCAAGUACAUUGUCUCCUCAUGCUUCAGCCGUACCCUCCAUGGUGCCUCAGCCUUCUUCAAGCUGGUCCUCAGUGGCCCACCCCACCUCAUGCUCAGUCAACACAAAUCCACUGAGUAGUUUCUCAACAGGGACACUUUCCUCUAAUUCACAGGGUAUCCCACCAUUCCUGGAAAUGCCUGUUGUGAGUGAUUUAAAUGCUUCUAAUGCUUGCAUUUAUAACAGUACUAAUGACAUAAGCAGAAUGGAAGCAUCAUCCAUGUCAUCAGCUGACUUAUAUGGUAUUUCUGAUGCCAACAUGCUGCCUAAUUGCCCUGUGAAUAUGAUAACGCCCAGUAAUGAUGGCAUGAGGGAGACUGAUAAUCCGAGACUUGUGAGCAUGACUCUUGAAAACCCCUCAUGUAAUUCAGUGUUAGACCCAAGGGACUUGAGGCAGCUCCAUCAGAUGUCCUCUUCCAGUUUGUCAGCAGGCGCCAGUUCCGGUACUACUGCUUUCGUUUCACAAUCAGAUGCAUUUGAGGGAUCUGACUUCAAUUGUGCAGAUAACAGCAUGAUAAAUGAGUCAGGACCCUCAAACGGUACUAAUCCAAACACUCACGGUUUUGUACAAAGUAGUCAGUAUACAGGUAUUGGCACUAUGCAGAAUGAGCAAUUGAAUGACUCAUUUGCAUAUGAAUUUUUUCAGGUUAACAUGUAAGAUUUCAGUGGUGGUUCAAAAUUUAAAUCCGUUUAAAUAUUUGGAGCUAUUUUGAUAUUACCUAUAUGGAUGCAACAUUUUAUAUUUCUUCAUCCAAGGCUGUACAAAACACGUGUUUUUUUUAUUUUUGUUUUUGAGAAACGAUUGUCUGAAAACUUUGAGUAUGUAGGGGAUUUCUCUCACAGACAGUCAUAGUCUUGGCUGUGGAGCUUCUCAUUUAGUUGGCAGAGAAUUUGUCAAGACAUAAUAAAAGAUAAAUGCUUAGUGCUGAAGCUGCCACUGAAAGAGAGUAAUGAACUCAUUUCCCAACUUUAGGAAGAGUUGGAAAAAGUUUAGUAUUCACAGAAGCCUUUUUGCUUCAAGUGUAGAUAAAUCCACACAAACUGACUUUGUAGGCCAUGAUGCCCUGUGGAAUGCUAUGUGUACUGCGGUUUAUUUAAACUAGUACAUAUUUCAGUGUAGGUUAAAUCAUUAUUUGAGUCUAAUCUGUGACAUAUUAAAUAUUGAAAAAAAAUUAUUUUUCCCAUUUAAAAAAAACGCACACAAUUUUGGGUAUGUAGAAUACAAAAUUGGAAACUCAGAAAAGGAAAAUUCUGAAAUAGAAAUUUAAAAGGGCUUUACUGUUUCUUCUUUUGAAACGUGUGACCUGAUACUGGAUAUGGUGUGAAUUCCAUCUUUAGAGUCGCACCACAUUUUCCCAGAACAGAGUGAUGAGAACAUUACAGCAAAGCUCUAGUUUUUCCAAAAAUGCUUUUUUAUAUUUCUUUUGUAAUGCAUUCUUAGUUAAUGAAUUAAGAGAUAUUUGCUUUUAAGCAAAUUUAAGGUAAACCCUGUAAUGGCUAUGCCAUUGGAAAAAUUAAUUCCUUAUUAUUUUUGAGGCGCAUGGGCCAAGGUGACCCCUAAGGGGCUUUCUGAGGCUUCUUGGAGUUUCUUAGAUUUAUAUGUAAAUCAAAAUUUCAUUAAAAUGAUAAGUUAGGUAGAAGUAUGCUUUCAAGGUAUGGGAGGUUCUCUACAUUUCGAACUAUUUAAAUCCAUAUCUUUAAAAUUGCUUAUGAUUUUAGGUUUGUAUUCAUGUUUUUAAGAGGAAAAAGUUUGUUUGGACCGCUCCUCUUUCUUAUGUGUCCUCAUUCACUGUGAUCUCAUCCAAUUUCAUGCUGUCCGCUCUGAAGUUUUACCCCUAUUUUAGACCUGUCCCCUGCACUCCAGAUUUGGAGUUUACACACGUGUAUAAAACUGCUGAUUUGACAUCUCUACCUAAAAACCUAAUUAAAGGUCAGACUCGGUAUAUAUCAUUGAUUUUUCCCUAACAUACUUAUUUCUCUUUCAUUCUUUCCCCAACUCAGUAAAUGGCAAUGCCAUGCCUCUAGUUGCUCAGGUCUAAAACUGUGGAGUCAUCCUUGAUUCUUUUCUUUCUUUUAUGUCCCAUAUCCAAAUCUAUCAGCAAACGUGGUAGGCCCUACCUUCAGAA